Ceratina calcarata is the source of this 1716-nucleotide messenger RNA. Its product is annotated as electron transfer flavoprotein beta subunit lysine methyltransferase-like. The transcript has 4 exons. Gene Ontology annotation, molecular function: protein-lysine N-methyltransferase activity. NCBI's taxonomy places the organism in Eukaryota, Metazoa, Arthropoda, Insecta, Hymenoptera, Apidae. Gene Ontology annotation, cellular component: mitochondrial matrix. The record is from RefSeq and is a predicted model, not a curated record. Bases 482 to 1321 code for a protein of 279 amino acids. Gene Ontology annotation, biological process: peptidyl-lysine trimethylation.
AUUAAUUAACACCGAUAAUUUCUAGCUUGCUCGUCCGAUCCAGUUUUAAGAACUGAUCAAGAUAGACGGUAGGAACGUGAUAAUGAAACCAGUAAAGUCGCGACGUUACUCGUUGGCAACGUGGUCGGACUCCUCGUGAGAGGAGCACACGUAACGUCACGUGCCCGCAACAAACGUGACUCGCGUUAAAACGUGAAGAUACCGUACCUAUCAGUCAUCGUGGCUGAAGCGUAGGACUGUACUUGGCAACGGGUCAUAUCUCUGUGAACGGUCAGCCACCUUGCUCGAGUAUAGGCGCAGUCACUGGGAAUCCCGAACUCCUCGGGCAAGAAAUCGCCGGCUGCAAUCUCGAAACCGACAAGAAAUAUUCCCGGAACAGAGCGGUCUAAAAAUAGCCGGAUAAUACUCAGACAGGUCGCAUAAUCGUCUCGUGCGUUUACCGCGUGAACGGUGCACUGGCUCGGAUUGGAAUUUUAUUGAAAUGUCACGUUUAACGCGAGCGUGGAAAACCAGGACGAUCUCUCCACUCGAUUGCUUCCAGAAAAACUGGUUUCCCUUUUAUGCAUACCGCGAAGGAAGCUCUUCGAGGUAUUCGACGAGCAGAAAUUACCAGGGAGUUAUUGACCGGGUCGCACCGGAUGAAACGAACGUGGCUCGUGUAAUUCUGAACCGCACCGAGCUUACCAGGAAUCACAUGACACCCGAACUACAGCUGUUUCUUUUAACACCCAGCUGCGAGCUUUACAACGCAUUCUUCCAAAAGAUUUUGGAGGCGGAUGAAAUAGAAAGGAAGGUUUUCUCGGAUCCAUUUUGGUCUAUUUACUGGCCAGGUGGACAGGCGCUGACGAGAUUCAUAUUAGAUAAAGGAAGGCCACUUGUUUCGGGCAAAAACGUUCUGGAUCUAGGUGCCGGAUGUGGCGCUACAGCCAUAGCAGCAAAACUGGCUGGUGCUGCAAGGGUUCUAGCUAAUGAUAUCAAUGAAGUCGCUUGCACGGCUGUAUCGAUGAACGCGUUAGUGAAUAGGGUGGAUGUCGAAGUGUCACGAGAGAAUUUAUUACGCGAGCCACCAGAGGUAUCGAUCGAUGUGGUUUUCAUCGGGGAUAUGCUGUACGACGAAGAAAUUGCUGCUAAUUUAAUUCCAUGGAUCGAAAGAGCGCGACGCAAUGGAACGAGGAUUUAUCUGGGAGAUCCAGGAAGACACGGCCUGACGGAGGAUUUGAAGAAACGUUUGAAUAUUCAGAAACAGUAUUUGUUACCAGAAUGCGUACGAGGAGAGAAUUACGGUUACGACGAAUGCAAUGUCUGGGAGUUUCGCGGAUAAUCCAUUUGCAUAAUCUUAUUUUCAUACUCUGAAUUGUCACUUGUUAUAACUCACACGAAGAUCGUAUGAUCAAAUAACAUUUUAUAUUUGUUUAUACGAUACAGCUGCACACAAGAAGUAAGCGCAUGCAUUUGUCAUACGGUAGCGCGUGCUCGAUUUUAAACAAGACGUUGUCGGUCGGACUUAUGGCAGACGCCAAAAAGAUUGCGAAAGAACGUGACAAGGCGAUCGCCACGAGUACACUUAUAGAUAUUGUCUGCGAGAUUCUUACACACGCGAUACCUAAUCUAUACGUACAUAAGUAUAACAACAGAUAUUUACUCUUGUUAUCUUUGUAGCAAGGCUGUUCACGCGAAAAUCAGAUUUAAGAAUAAAAAUUCCCAAAUUUAAUGUAA